AUGUUACUUUUCUUUGCGUUUUUGAUUGUCACACCUUUUGUGUGUGGCAAGCAAGGAGAUUAUAACGAACCGAUUCCUUUGACCAUUCCAACCAAAUCGGAAAUGGUUGAAAUAUCGGACACAAUUACACCAACAACAAACUGUGGGUUAUCCAAUUAUUAUAUCACCGCGUAUCAAUUUGACUCUCCACUUUAUACCAAAAUCCACAUCACACUCGAACAACCCAUUGAGGGUGUGAAAGUUGUUUUAGAAGAGUCACAAAACAAAGAGUGCACACUCAUCGAACAGUCACAACAAUUCACUGUGACGAAUGUGAAUCAGUACAAACUCUUAUUUGCAUCGGACAAAACUACAAAAGAGCAGUACGGCUUCACAAUUCAUUUUCAAAACAUUGACGAGAACGAAUUGCCCAACAUACUUGUCGAAGAUCUACCAUUCUAUGAGUAUAUCACUGUAUUCCCCGCGGUGAAUGGCACAUCGGAUAAAUGUUCUGAAGAGUUUACAGACCCAAUUCAGAGAGAAAUCUUUGGAAGGACAUUUCAAGUUUCGUUUGCACAUGACUGGAACAUUGAAGUGAAUACCUGCGGACAUGCUGAUGGUUUAAUGGCAAUCAAUGUUAUUGAUGAUAAGAGUGAAUGUGUGAUCUACAAGGACACGUACACAACAGGGGAUUUGACAUGUGCUGGUGGUGUAGGUGCUCGCACAACAUUUGACAUACAUCCUUCAGGCCCCGUGUAUGUUCAUAUAGGUUUUAUUGUAGAAGAUCUCACUAGUUCAAACAGAUCGUUUAUGGUGAACUUCACCCGACUUGGUGAUGUCCAACGGGAGCAAGAAGACUGGGAACUCUGGAUGUGGUUUGGUAUAAUCACUGCAGUGAUAAUCGUAUUUAUUGCUCUUGUGAUGGGUACAAUCUUCCUCUACACAUGGAUCAAGCACAAGAAGAAACACAAUGAUGAUGUCAAGCUGAAGUACAGCAGCUUUUAA
Molecule: messenger RNA, 984 nt
Organism: Entamoeba invadens IP1
Lineage: Eukaryota; Evosea; Mastigamoebida; Endamoebidae
Exons: 1
Coding region: 1-984 (327 amino acids)
Source: RefSeq, a predicted model, not a curated record